This is a messenger RNA of Cornus florida, 2971 nucleotides long. Its product is annotated as protease Do-like 1, chloroplastic. Gene Ontology annotation, molecular function: protein binding; serine-type endopeptidase activity. Bases 54 to 1376 code for a protein of 440 amino acids. NCBI's taxonomy places the organism in Eukaryota, Viridiplantae, Streptophyta, Magnoliopsida, Cornales, Cornaceae. The transcript has 9 exons. The record is from RefSeq and is a predicted model, not a curated record. Gene Ontology annotation, biological process: proteolysis.
AGCAAACUAAUUAAUUAAUAAACAAUCUCUUGGCAGCAGCUGUCCGCGCAGGAAUGGCUGCAUUUUCACCCGUCUCCGCUUUCUUCCCCGCUACACCUACUGCUACUCCAAUUGUUUCUCGCUCUAGAAUAUCAAGAUUCUAUCCCUCCCCUAACAAAAGCCCUAAUCAUCUCUCUCCUAUUCUCUCUGCUCUCCGCUACCGAUCACACUGUAAUUUUAUUACCUUCUGCUCCAAUAGUCCUUCUAGAUUCCACAAGCUUCUAUUCACCAGAAACCACUUGGCAUCAUCUUUGGACACGUUGUUGGUUCUCUUCUCCUCUGUAGUUUUGUCUUUCACUCUUUUCAUCGCCGAUGUUGAUUCGGCUUCAGCCUUUGUAGUGACUUCGCCUAGGAAAUUGCAGUCCGAUGAGCUCGCUACGGUUCGUCUUUUUAAAGAAAACACGCCUUCAGUUGUCUACAUCACCAAUCUUGCUGCCCGGCAGGAUGCAUUUACAUUGGAUGUGUUGGAGGUGCCUCAGGGCUCUGGAUCAGGCUUUGUUUGGGAUAAAGAAGGCCACAUUGUCACAAAUUAUCAUGUGAUUCGUGGUGCAUCUGAUCUCAGGGUCACUCUUUCUGACCAGACAACUUUUGAUGCACAAGUUGUUGGAUUUGACCAAGAUAAGGAUGUAGCUGUGUUGCAUGUUGAUGCACCCAAAGACAAACUGAGACCCAUUCCUGUUGGUGUGUCCGCGGACUUGCUUGUUGGCCAAAAGGUGUAUGCCAUCGGAAAUCCUUUUGGACUUGACCAUACACUUACAACUGGUGUCAUCAGUGGGCUUAGGAGAGAAAUCAGUUCUGCUGCUACUGGCCGUCCGAUCCAGGAUGUUAUACAGACAGAUGCUGCCAUCAACCCCGGUAAUAGUGGAGGGCCACUUCUUGAUAGUUCAGGAAGCCUUAUUGGGAUAAAUACAGCUAUAUACUCUCCAUCUGGUGCAUCCUCUGGCGUUGGAUUUUCAAUUCCAGUCGACACUGUGAAUGGUAUUGUUGACCAGUUGGUGAAGUUUGGGAAAGUCACAAGGCCAAUUUUAGGAAUUAAAUUUGCUCCUGAUCAGUCUGUGGAGCAACUGGGUGUUAGUGGGGUUCUUGUCUUAGAUGCUCCUGCAAAUGGUCCAGCUGGCAAAGCAGGUCUGCUAUCAACUAAACGUGAUGCCUAUGGCAGACUUAUUUUGGGAGAUAUCAUAACAUCUGUAAAUGGAAAAAAGGUCACUAAUGGGAGUGAUUUGUACAGAGCUCUUGACCAAUGUAAAGUGGGUGAAACGGUGACUGUGGAGGUGCUGCGCGGUGAUCACAAAGAGAAGAUCCCUGUAAUCCUUGAGCCAAAACCUGAUGAGUCGUGAUACCCCAAAUUAAACAAGCAUCUAUCUUUCUUCAAGGUGAAAACAGAGGCUGUGAACAAACUCCAGUGACUUAGGCAAGAGACCCCUUUCCAUUUUCUAUAUAGUAAGUGUUUAUUAUUACAAGUAAAAGUCAACUUGUACCCUAAAAUUUGAAUCAGUAAAAAAAAGUCCUUCAAGGUUAAAGCAUUUCAGUAAAUGUGAUGGUACCAGAAAGAGAGAGACUUUAAAAACUUUGGAGGGUCCUGAAGUAGUUAGUGAUUGUUGGUACCACUCAAUCGAGUGAGAGAGACAUUUGAGAACUUUAGAGAAGUACUGACACCAAAUUCAAAGAGUGUUAUUGAAUUUGGUGGCCCAAACAAUUGAUGGAUUGAGUUACUGGGUUGCACGUACCGAACAGGGUUUCAGUGGGUAUUUAGUAUCAUGUUGAAGGACAAACCAACGUUGUGGUCCUCAACUUGAAGGAAUCAUGACAUCCUCUUUAGUAUAUGUUUGUAUCCUGCAAGGGUAGCACUUUUAACUAAGUGGUGGUGUUACACGCUUACCCAAUUUACCCAAAAAAAUAAGUGUGCAAUCUCUUCUUGUACAAAAUGUAAUUACUUUGUUUUAUUUACCAAGGUGUAAGAAAACUAAAGACACCACUGCGGGCUGUACUUUAAUGGUGUUUCUCCUAAUUCUGCGACUUAUUGGCAUCUCUACUCUCUUCCAAAAUAGGAGAUAAGAGUUCAAGUUCUCCUACAGACAAAAAGGAGUAUGAAUUUUUAGCCGAUAAAAAAUAAAUAAAUAAAUAAAUAUCUACUUUGAAAGAGAGGGGAGGGGUUCAAUUUUUGGUUAAAAGUUGAGUGACACAAUUGUUCAUAAAAAAGCACUCUGGGACUAUAUAAUUAUUUUUAAAAAUUAUUCAAUUUUAAAAGGUAUAUAUAUUUUUAGAGAAGUGUGAAUAUCAUAUUCAAAUUAAAUUUUUUGUUCAAGAUUGUGCAUGAAAACUGAUGAUGCAUUAUAUUCAAAUAAAUAUAGUUUAUUCACAAAAAUAUAAUAAAAUUGAUUGCGCAGGUGCAAGAGACUUUAAUUAGUAUUUUUGCCCAUAGAAUUCACAUGAAAAAAAAGAGUAUGGUAAAAUCUAAUUCAAAAGUUUUUUUUUUUUUACCAGUUAACAAGCAACUACCCUGAAAAGGACAAGCGACUGAGUAUUACCCUAAUAAAUAUUUGAUCCAGUGGGGAAGGUGAGAAGAAUAAUGGAGCGUAUUUAUUGGUGCAGAUGCCAAUAAAUAUUUUGGUAUGUAGCAUUUGUUUCAUUUCCAGUCAAAGUUGCCUCUUCCAUGCAUGCCAUCACAAUAUUACCACUGCUUGCACUUCCAGUUAACUUAAACCUCCAAUAUUUUAUAUAUAGAUAUAUAUUGUAUAUAUUAAUGUCAAUGCUAUUAAUUAAUUUGCCCAAAAAAAAAGCGACAUCUAAAUUGAAACAGGGAAGAUAUAUGUUAAAAGCAAGUAUUAUGUUGUCAGAAUUGGUUAGAUUGCUCAUCUUAUUUGGAAGGCUGUUGGAGUAAUAACUAAUCACCAACUCUUCACAUUCUAACAGUGAAUUUUUUUUUUUUUUU